Molecule: messenger RNA, 782 nt
Organism: Microcebus murinus (gray mouse lemur)
Lineage: Eukaryota; Metazoa; Chordata; Mammalia; Primates; Cheirogaleidae
Gene: MPV17L2
Product: MPV17 mitochondrial inner membrane protein like 2
Biological process (GO): mitochondrial ribosome assembly
Cellular component (GO): mitochondrion; cytoplasm; membrane
Source: RefSeq, a predicted model, not a curated record
CGCGGCGGGGGCGGAGCGGCGCGCGGGCUCCUGGGUUCCGGGUCUCCCGCUGGCGAUGGCGCCCGGCGGCCUGCGCUGGCUGCGCGGCCUGUGGAUGACGGGGCAGCCUCUGUUCCAGGGCCGUGCGCUGCUCGUCACCAACACGCUGGGCUGCGGCGCGCUCAUGGCGGCCGGGGACGGCGCGCGCCAGUCCUGGGAGAUCCGCGCCCGGCCUGGCCAGAAGUUCGACCCGCGGCGCUCCGCGAGCAUGUUCGCGGUGGGCUGCAGCAUGGGCCCCUUCCUGCACUACUGGUACCUGUGGCUGGACCGCCUGCUGCCCGCGUCUGGCCUCCAGGGCCUCCCCAGCAUCCUCAAGAAGGUCCUGGUGGACCAGCUCGUAGCCUCUCCCAUGCUGGGCGUCUGGUACUUCUUGGGCCUCGGCUGCCUGGAAGGCCAGACGCUGGGUGUCUGCUGCCAGGAGCUGCAGGACAAAUUCUGGGAAUUCUACAAGGCCGACUGGUGCGUGUGGCCCGCUGCGCAGCUGGUGAACUUCCUCUUCGUGCCCCCCCAGUUCCGAGUCACGUACAUCAAUGGCAUGACGCUGGGCUGGGACACAUACCUGUCCUACCUGAAGUACCGGAACCCCGGCCUGUGACAGCCCCCGCCUGCGUGGCCCUGGACACGCGAGAGGACUGGGCUGCCGUUCCCGCGACCCGAUGCCAGAGCGAAGCUGAGCCCCGGCUGGCUAACGCCCCGCCCCGCCCACUGGGGUCGGGCUCCUGCGGCGGCAAGACCCUGGGCCG